Oncorhynchus kisutch (coho salmon) is the source of this 5316-nucleotide messenger RNA. RefSeq lists its product as uncharacterized. Bases 1156 to 4782 code for a protein of 1208 amino acids. Gene Ontology annotation, molecular function: nucleotide binding; DNA binding; DNA-directed DNA polymerase activity. Lineage: Eukaryota; Metazoa; Chordata; Actinopteri; Salmoniformes; Salmonidae. The record is from RefSeq and is a predicted model, not a curated record. The transcript has 3 exons. Gene Ontology annotation, biological process: DNA replication.
GCCCGGGGUUAAACACUGAUAACUAUUUUAAAAACUAUUUUAUGUAUUUACAGCCGACAUACAGCCAAGAAUGAUAAAGGAUUCGUUAUGGACAUCGGACACAUCGGGUGACUUGGAUGCAAUUCUCUCGUUCUGUACGAGCGUUUUUUCAAACUCACCGCGAAUACCGGGAACCUCCACCCCCUCACGACAUAUUCCAGACCCCAACAACAAACGCACAACGGAGGCCCAAGUACAUUGGUCCGAAUCCAACCCGCCCGAAAAGUACUGCUGGGCCGGGAACUUGCGGCUUCACGAGCAGGCGCUCCAAGGACACCACUGCCAGGAGACAGGCCCUGCAGAAUCGGGAACGCUAGAUGAAAAAAGCCCAGAGCCCUCCGUAUCCGCAAUUCGUCAGAAUAGCCAGCGCCAAAAAAGCUGAGACUCCGCCCCGGCGAAAAACGGAACAGACGGACACACAUCUAGAGCUGGGGGAUUCCGGCACACCGAACAUUCCCGAUGAAGCAACCGAUAGACCUGUUUUUAAUGACAUUUCAGAUGUUGACGACCAGCUAUUCUGUGAUGCGGCCAACCUUAUCGACCCCGUCAAUUCUACGGCAUCAGUACCUGCAGUAGAACAAGAAAGGUUUUUCACAUUAUUUUCCAGGGCUUUGAAAUCGAGGAAUGUUUUGCUAUACAAACGACUGGGGGUUUUAAUUGAGAGACAGUACAGAGACAAUAUGUUAUUCUGGCAUAGAACAAUCCCACGCAUGUUAAACAGCAAACCCAUUAAAAACCGCAAAUGCAGACGCUAAAAUCAUACAUGUAACACCAAUCAUUCCAGAAAGACCCCAAAACGCACAUCCUUAAUUAUCCAAAUUGCAGAACUACAGCAACAAGGGGAGACAGUUGAAACCCUCUUAGCACAGAUACCGCCAGAACUCCUAGAAGUUAUUAAACGUAUGAACGAGUCAGGGACGCCCGAUGAAAACAUGUUAUCCCCGAUUCCCAAAGCCCUCAUAACCUUAAUUAAUCGGAUGAACGAGAGUCAGACAUUUUCGGCCCCUGCCACCCCAACAGCGAUAGACCAACCAGUAACGCCCAGGUCCGUAGAGUCUGAAACGCCACAAGAUGUUUUUGGGGAAUUGGAAAAUUGUCUAAUAAAUCUGGUGGGAGAUGGUCUUGAUAGAUGGUCUUGAUGGUCUUGAUAGUGUCCGGGUUGUGUACCGGAAUAUAUUCAACAAUACAGAGAUUCGACAGUUUUUCAAUUUCCUAUGGGUGAAUCAGAAUCUUGACUAUGCGGUAUUUUACAUGAUGAUAAUGGACACUCUACACGAUCUGUUAGAGACGGCAAGAGAUUAUGGCGAACCACGUGAUGUCUUACAGUUGGAAAUUUGUAGAGAUAGCCUGCAUAACACAGUAUCUCUUAUUUUACCCAAUGGCGAAGCAGAUCUUGAACAAUUUACCGCGCUGCUAGACCGCCUUGUUCAGUCAAAUUUAGCCAUCACAGCCGAUAGGACCCUCGAGCUUGUAGUGCAAAUAAUACGUCAACUCCAGGGUGGUGGUGGGCAGAGAAGGAAGCUUGAUAGCCUAAUGCAGUCAGAAAUCAUAAGCAAUAAAAGGGCCUACCUCAUAAACGUUCACAAUCCUGAUAAUAAGCUAUGUUUUGCAAUAGGCCUAGCGCAUUUACUUAACCCUGGAUGUACUGAUCUGACGGCAUUGCAAAAGGCUAGAGAGAUCCAAACGGCGGUGGGUCUCGGUAUACAGGAUGGGGUGGCUUUCUCGGACAUAGUAAAAUUUGAAAACUUUCUGAAUAUCAAGAUUGUGGUUUUGUACCACAGUAGAGCUAAUGCAGCUCUCUUGAAGUUCCAAAACACCCCCCAACCGCACCCUCAGAUUCUGUACUUUUAUGUGCAAAACGAACAUUACUACGCCGUUACCAACAUCACGGCAUUUUUAGGCGCACCAUAUGUGUGUCCAUCCUGCCAUACCGGCUACACCCGAAAGGGGGGACACUCGUGCCGUUAUAACUGUUCCGUAUGUCAGGAUGCAGAGUGCCCAAUGCAACCCUUAAACUUAACACCCUGUGUGGAUUGCCACCGCACAUGUCGUUCGACCUACUGUUACGAUAAACACAAAAUUGAAACAUGGCACCCUAAGGCAUGUAAAUCUGUAAGCAUUUGUGCCAUUAACAAGAAAUGCCCAAAAUGUCAUUGCAAUUACAACCUUAAAAUAGAUAGCCCUAAACUGCAUGUGUGUGGAAUCAUACAUUGUCCAAUAUGUAAAGGGCCUUUGAAAAGCAGAGAUGCUGAAGUGGUUCAAGAAGUGCCACACCAGUGUUAUAUUCAGCCCUUGGCUGAAGAUGAACAUUCAGAGAAAUAUGUGUUCUAUGAUUUUGAGACAAAUCAGCAAUCGGGGGAUCAUUUGCCUAUUUUUGUAUCUACCACGACAUUCAAGGGGGAAAAGUGGUCUGCAGAAGGAUCCAAUUGUGCACUACUCUUUCUAAAACAUUUUAGAAAGCCACAGUACCGAAACGUCACGUUUAUAGCCCACAAUGCUAGAGCCUACGAUUCUUACCUGCUUCUGAAUCCAUUGAUACAGCAAGGCGUGGCACCCAGGGUCAUAGCUCAAGGUAGUAAAAUCUUGUGUUUUGUAGACCCAGCCUUCAACCAGAGAUACAUUGACAGUUUAAGCUUCUUACCCAUGCGCUUGGCUCAAAUGCCAGAGGCCUUGGGUUUUGAAAACUCUGUGAAAGGCUGGUUCCCCCACUUCUUCACAUCUGAUGAGAAUCUACAUUAUGUCGGAUCAUAUCCCAGCCCUGAAAUGUACGGGUGUGAUCAAAUGUCUCCCAAAGAGCGUGAGAGAUUCAUGACGUGGUACGAGACAGUAAGACAUGGCACCUUUGAUUUCCAUAAAGAGAUGGAAUCAUACUGUGACAAUGAUGUGGUUAUACUUCGUGAAGGAUGCCUCAGAUUCAGAGAAGAGGUAAUCAAAGAUGCAGGCAUUGACCCCUGGAGUUGUACAACUAUUGCAUCGGCAUGCAUGAAAACCUACAGUACACACUAUCUGCCUACAGCCUCUAUAGCUAUCCCCUCGCCUGACAACUACCGACGCCAAUUCAAGUCAUACUCUAGUGGGUCCAUUCAAUGGUUAGAGUAUAUGGCCCAGGAUAAAGACAUUUUUAUUCAACAUGCUUUGAAUCGAGGGGAGAAGGCAUUUGGCUCUUACCAUGUAGAUGGCUACACCCAGAUUGACGGGGUUGAGACCGUGUAUGAGUACAACGGUUGUUUCUUCCAUGCUUUCAAAUCUUGCUUUGUGCCCCAGACCAUGUAUGUCCUAACCCAAAAUACUUUUGGGGAAAUGUACCAAGAGUUUCAAGACAAAAGGGAUUCUUUACAGGCUACUUACGGUCUAAAAGUGGUUGUUUUGUGGGAGCACGAAUGGACCGCCCUCAAAAAGUCUGAUCCUCAUGUUCAAGCCUUCCUUUCCAGCUAUGACACCCCAGAACCCCUGGAACCCCGACAGGCCUUGUAUGGCGGCCGUACCAAUGCUUUGACAUUGCGGUAUGUAGCGCAACCCGACGAGACAAUAGGCUAUGUAGAUUUUACAUCCCUUUAUCCUCAUGUAAUGAGUUCCUCAUGCUAUCCUAUAGGGCAUCUGGAAAUUAUUCAUCGUGAUUUUGACUUACCUCAAAACUAUUUUGGUCUGAUCAAAGCAACAGUCUACCCUCCUAGGGGUUUGUUUAUACCAGUGUUGCCUUACAGGGGCCCUCAAGGAAAACUUUUCUUUCCCCUUUGUCGCACCUGCAGUGAAAACAAACAACAAAACCCAUGUGAUCACUCCGAUCAAGAAAGGGCCCUGUCAACCUCUGACCACUUUGAAGUAUGGAACUUUUCCAAGAAAUCAGACACUCUUUUUAAAGAGUACAUCUAUACCUUCUUGAGAUGUAAGCAAAUGGCUUCAGGCUAUCCUGCAUCGGUCACAGAUCAAGAGAGCAAAGACAGGUACAUUCAAGACUAUCACGACAGAGAAGGCAUCCUUCUUGACCCUGACAGAAUAGAGGUCAACAAAACCAAACUAAAUGUGUCGAAAUUGUACUUAAAUUCGCUUUGGGGCAAAUUAGCGCAGGGGUGUAAUAUGCUAACAACGUCGAUUAUUAAAGACCUGGAAGAAUUUUUGGAAUUUGUUUUUUCGGACCAAUACGAAAUUUCCCAUUUUUCAUUCUUGAGUCAAGACAUUGCCUUGGUGCAAUGGCGACGUAACAAGAAGUGGGUUCAACCCCCGGGUAAUGUAAAUGUGUUUCUUGCAGCAUUUACCACGGCCUAUGGCCGACUUGAACUGUACAAGCUCAUGGAGCAGCUUCAGAGGCGGGUUCUUUACCACGACACAGACUCUGUGGUCUAUGUAAGCAAACCGGGGGAUUGGAGCCCCCCACUCAGCAACUAUCUGGGUGGCUUAACGAGUGAACUCGCAGAUGGUGACCAUAUCACAGAAUGGUCCUCCUGUGGUCCCCAAAGCUAUGCUUUUAGGACUCAAAAGAAUCACGUGGUGUUGAAAGCCAAAGGCGUGACUCAAAACUAUGAAAAUGCCCAGCGUGUAAACUUGGAAUCAUUCACACGCUUGGUCGAGGGGUUCCUAAAUGACAGGAAUAGUGACUUGGAGAUUUUGAGCUCCAACAAAAAGAUUGUUAGGGAUAAAAAGGGCUUCCAUCUGAGGAAUGCCCCACUCACUAAAAGAUUCAGGGUUGUCUAUGACAAGAGACUGCUUUUGCCUGACGGGACCACAUUGCCCUAUGGCUUCUGACUUAUGCUACAUGCAGCAGUGUGUCAGGCGUGACUCAAAACUAUGAAAAUGCCCCGCGUGUAAAACUUGGAAUCAAUCACACGCUUGGUCGAGGGGUUCCUAAAUGACAGGAAUAGUGACUUGGAGAUUUUGAGCUCCUACAAAAAGAUUGUUAGGUAUAAAAAAGGGCUUCCAUCUGAGGAAGGCCCCACUUACUAAAAGAUUCAGGGUUGUCUAUGACAAGAGACUGCUUUUGCCUGACUGGACCAGAUUGUCCCUUUGGCUACUGACUUAUGCUACAAGCUACAGGGUGUCUUAAAGCUUAAGAUAUAAUGACUGCUGUAGAAGGUUUUGACCCCCGGUUGCAACUACCAUUUUCGGCCUUAAUCGCAGGGCCUUCGAAUAGUGGUAAAACUUGUUUUGUAAAAAGUAUUUUAGAGAAUUCUGAACAUGUGUUAUCUCAAAAGCCUGAUAAUGUUGUGUGGUGUUAUUCUUGUUAUCAACCUCUGUAUGAUGAAUUGUUGAAGACAAUAAAAAUCAAGUUUGUUGAAGGAA